UAGGUUUCAUAGUUGAUCUUCGAAACAGCUGUAUAAUGUGUUUUUGCGGUGUUAUCAGAUUAGACACAGACUGAGGCAUUAGUAUGAUUAUCUGUAGUCAACAAUGCCACUCAUGCCCUGCAUAAGCAUUGACUGACUUACUAUAUGAUUUGAGUGCUAAAAGCAGUAAAUCUUGCACAGAUUGAUAUUUAGUACUCUCCGAUGGAUCCAAUUGAAAGUACCGAGAAUGGCAGGGAGUACACUACCAGUAGUGAUGAAGAUUUGUAUAUUUGUGAUCAGGACAGUGUGGCCAGCAGUGUGGAUAGCACUCUUGACCCUGUUCUAGAUCGGCCUUCAUUUGACAUUUACACACCAGAGGAGGACUGCGAUUCAGAGGCCAACCUACUACAGCAGAGAAAGAGAUGUCGCCUGUCUUCCACAUCUUCUACUGGAGGAGAUGGCAGGGAAAUUGAAAAUGAUGGCGUAUCAACAGAAAGGUGGCGUAGCUCAGAUGAAUCAGAUGUUAAACUGCUUCAGCCAGACUUCACACCUGUCCAAGUACCUGGGCCAAAGCUUUUACCACACAAGUGUAGCAGUCCUCUGCAGUUUUUUCAGCUGUUGUUUCCAAAAGUAAUGAUGCAGUCUAUUGUAGGGCACACAAAUGUCUAUGGGACCAAGUGCAAAGAUGUGGGUGAGCGUUGGCACUACAUUUCUCUAAAAGACUUGAAGUCGUACAUGGGACUUGUAAUUUACACAGGUCUUUUGAAGUGCUCUUUACUGACAGAAUACUGGAGGGAGUCCCAGUACUUCAGUCCAUCCUUUCCUGCACAAGUCAUGUCUUAUGAAACAUUUGUGACAAUCGCCAAUACUCUUCAUUUCAGCAAUACCACGGAGGAUAAGCAAAAUUACUCAAAGAAGGGAACAGCAGCCUAUGAACGGUUGGGUAAAAUUCUACCUCCGUAUCAAUUCAUUCGAGAGGCCUGCAAGACUUAUUUUCAUCCCUUUCAAAACAUCACCAUUGAUGAAAGAAUAGUGACACCACAGCCUAGAACUGCACUCAAUGCCAGGGAAAACAAAUCUACAGAUGGAGGAUACAAACUCUUUGCACUGACAGACUGCACCUGUGGUUAUACUUGGGACUUCUUUAUUUACGAGGGGAAGUUACGUGCGUCACAGAACGAGCGCCUGAGCUAUGAGUCCGUUAUGGCAUUGGUGGAUGAAAAUAUGUUGGGCUUUGGGUACAAACUGUUUCUAGACCAAUUUUACACCAGCCCCACACUCUUCAGGGACCUUCUGGGUAAAAAUAUCUAUGCUUGUGGUCCUGUUUUGCCAACCAGGAAAGGUUUCCCAAAAAUCUUGGUGAACAGAUUAUCGAAGAAAGCUCCACGUGGCACCAUGCGUUGGAUUAGGGACGACGAUCUUCUCUUUGUUGAGUGGAAAGACUCACAGGAAGUGCAGAUGUGCUCCACCUUCCAUAAAGCCUAUGAAGGCGAUACUGUGCAGAGGAAGGUGAAGGGUGAUUCACAUCGGACCCUUGUGGAGGUUCCAAUUCCAGCUGUAGUGUUGGACUACAACAGGAAUGUGGGGGCAGUGGAACCAUCCAAUUUCAUCACUGGACAUUACAGAGUUCUACAUAAACCGAAGAAGUGGUAUCAGUGUGUUUUUUAUCACCUUUUGGACAUCGCCGUAGAGAAUGCAUUCAUUUUGCAUGAACUGGUGGCUGAGAGAAAAAAACAAAAAGCUCUGACACGGAAGACAUUCCUUGAGACGCUUGUUUUAGAGCUUACAGAAAUGGAUGCUGAGAACAGGUCUGCACCGGUUUCCUUGGCUCCUCCUGUGGCUCCCUUCUCAUCUUCUGUUUCCACUCCUGUCUCAGCUCCUCCCACACCUCCAGAAUCAUCACUUCCUGAAGGAUCCCACAGGCCCAAGCACAUUGUGCCGGACAGUACUGUCGGUAGGCGCAAGUGCAAGCUCUGCCAACUGAAAACUCCAGUCAUAUGUGUGACUUGCGACGUGCCGUUGUGCUUUCAACCAAAGCGUGACUGUUUUAAUCAGUGGCAUGAAAACAAGGUUUAAUAAAUGAGGGUUUUGAAUGUGGACAGAUGGUUGUAGUUUUUCCAUUACUUUAUUUCCUGACACUUAUUUGAAUAUUCAAAUAAAAGUUUAGUUUUUUUUGUUUUUCUAAAAUGGAAAUAAAUAUGGGUAGUAUUUCUAAUAUCAUCUGCUUUUAUAGUCAGUGCUGCAAACUCACAAAUCUGCUUUUGCCCCAGAAUAUGUGGAACGAU
Molecule: messenger RNA, 2264 nt
Organism: Onychostoma macrolepis
Lineage: Eukaryota; Metazoa; Chordata; Actinopteri; Cypriniformes; Cyprinidae
Product: piggyBac transposable element-derived protein 4-like
Exons: 4
Coding region: 202-2055 (617 amino acids)
Source: RefSeq, a predicted model, not a curated record